Molecule: messenger RNA, 1560 nt
Organism: Trichosporon asahii var. asahii CBS 2479
Lineage: Eukaryota; Fungi; Basidiomycota; Tremellomycetes; Trichosporonales; Trichosporonaceae
Exons: 1
Coding region: 1-1560 (519 amino acids)
Source: RefSeq, a predicted model, not a curated record
AUGCGUCCCACAGCAGCAUGGCUCGCGACCUCCCUGCGAACGCUAGCCGCGCAACGGGUUGUUUUGAACGAUAUCGGAGAAGAAAAGUUCCGUAAACUCGCCUUUGAGCUCCAGUUUCGCGGCAAGCACCUUAAGCUGAAGCAACUCCCGCUGCAAGGCGACUUGCACCGGUCUAUGCGACAAAUUGCGACGCUGCCCAAGGAGGACCAGGAUGUCGCCAAAGCAUGGCUCAUCUCUCGCCGGUCACUAGGACGCUACCUCCUUCCGUCCGAGAACACGAGCCGGCGGCAGUUUCAGCUCAUUCUGCAAUGGCUUGGCCUGCAGCGUUUCCUCGACAUGGCGCCCACGGCGAGCUUCGACUGGAACCGGCUCCCUGAGCUUCUAGACAUGAAGCGGACGGUCCUGCCGGCAGCGCGCUUCGACGUUAUCCGCGAAAGCAAUCUGUCUCUCGAGGACAAGUAUCUGGCCGUUGUGACCUGGCUGAAGGGAACGGACUUUGGCGAGUUCGUCCUCCAGACCCGAGCAUUCCCUCCCGAUCCGCCGGACUACAAGCAAGCGCUUCUCGAUUAUGUCGGCAAGAAGCGGUUUCUGGAGCUUGUCGGCCGGCCGCCUCUCUUCGAUCUGAACUCGAUCAAGGGUUGCACGACCAAGUUCAGGCACAUGCUGUCGCGCAUCCAGUUGGCGGACCUCAGCCCCGCGGACGAGGAGCGCGCCCUCGUCAGUUUGCUCUGCACGACGCAGCUCGGCAAGCGUCUCAUCCUUGAAGCAGGGCUGCCGCUCCCCGAUCUCUUCUCCUACGAGCACAACAAGGUCAUUCAGAGCUACCGCCCUCUGCAUGGCCUCUACCGUGACCCAUCAAGCGCCAGCGUACCGCCCGAAAUUCAGACGUGUGUCGACCGGAUAGGGCAGGACCGUUUCCUGGAGCUUGUGCAUGAGGAGCUGUACGACUUGACCAGCAUCAAGGGUUUCGACACGGUGAAGACAACGAAGGCGCGCUUGCGGCUGGUCCAGGAGUCGAAGCUCCCGGUGGACGAGAAGGUUCGGGCCUUCGUUGCCGUUCUUUGUCGCUCGGCGUGGGCGGAGCUUCUCGCCGGUGAUGAUCUCGAGACUAAGCGCAAGAUCCGGCGAAUUCAGUCCGGCCGCGCCUCCGUCACGAAGGGGCCGUACGGCUUCCAGCGUCGGCUGAACUAUCUCGGCCCAGCGCGCUUCCUCGAGCUCUCGAAGGAACCACUUAUCGAUGUCGUGAAGGCGUUCCCGACCUUGGACCCUGCAGAGUGGCCCUCGUUCUGGACGGCUGUGUACCAUUCUGACCUCGAAGGGGAGGAGCGCGAUCGCUGGUUUGCCAGUGUGCUCCGCCGCUCGUCACACGGCAAGAAGUACCUCGCCGAAGCUAAGCGCAUCGCGAAGGAGAAAGGCGACCCGAACGACCUCCAACCUCUUUCUAACCCGGUAACGACGGCAAUUUGGCGCCCACGAGUCACUAGAGAGAGCUCACCCCGGGCGUCGUCCAGUUCAUCACCCAGCCCAGAACCUUCCAUCGCCCAGGCGCACCCCGCCUAA